AUGGCCUCGACGUCGAACCACCGCACGCGUGGUUCCGACGACUUUGGCGUCUUCGACGAUGCCAAAACCUACUAUGCCUCCGAGGAGCGCCACACGAACCGCUUCGGCGCCCGAACCCGGACUUUCUCACAGAACAGCAUCCUGAAGCAAUUUGAGCGAGUCGGGCUGCGAGAACCGUUUCGCCGUGGAAGCCAUGACGAGUCAACCAUCCCCCACGGCCGGCGAUUCCUCAUCCAGGUCGACGCCACGCUCAACAGUCUCCGGGAGCAAGAAGACACAGACAACAACAUGCAGAUCACGAUAGAGGACAAUGGUCCCAAGGUCCUGUCGCUGCGGACCGCCGCAUCUGCCGGCCACAACCGAUUCGACGUCCGAGGCACCUACAUGCUGUCAAACCUGCUGCAGGAAUUGACCCUGGCCAAGGAGUACGGCCGCAAGCAGAUUAUCCUCGACGAGGGCCGGCUAAACGAGAACCCCGUUGACCGUCUGUCGCGCCUGAUUCGGGACCACUUUUGGGAUGGCCUGACGCGCCGCAUCGAUGCGUCGACCAUCGAAAUCGCCGCCCGGGAUCCCAAGGACUGGACCGACGACCCACGGCCCCGCAUCUACGUCCCCGUCGGCGCCCCCGAGCAAUUCGAGUAUUACACGCGCGUGGCCAAGGAGCGCCCGGAAAUCCGCCUCGACGUGCAGCUCCUGCCCGCCAACAUCACCGCCGAGGUGAUUCGGGACAUGAACGACAAGCCCGGCUUGCUGGCCGUGGCCGUGGAGAAGAGUGAGGAUGAGCACCACAACGUCACACUCAAGGGUCUGCCGUUUGUCGUGCCGGGUGGCCGCUUCAACGAACUGUACGGGUGGGACAGCUACAUGGAGUCGCUGGGCCUGCUCGUCAACGACAGGGUCGACUUGGCCAAAGCGAUGGUCUUGAACUUUUGCUUCUGCAUCGAGCACUACGGCAAGAUCCUCAACGCCACGAGAUCGUACUACCUUGGUCGGUCGCAGCCCCCGUUCCUGACCGACAUGGCCCUGCGCGUGUACGAGAAGAUCAAGCACGAGCCCGACUCCAAAGAGUUUUUGCGCCGGGCGAUGCUGGCCGCCAUCAAGGAGUACCACAGCGUGUGGACCAGUGACCCGCGACUUGACCCCGUCACCGGGCUGUCGCGGUACUGCCCGGAAGGCGUGGGUGUACCACCCGAGACGGAGGCGGGCCACUUUGUGCACAUCCUCGAGCCCUACGUCAAGAAGCACAAGAUGGAGUUCAACGAGUUUGUGCGAGCUUACAACCACGGCGAGGUCAAGGAGCCGGCACUCGACGAGUAUUUCAUGCACGACCGGGCGGUUCGCGAGUCGGGACACGACACGUCGUAUCGGUUCGAGGGGGUCUGCGCCAACUUGGCCACGAUUGACCUGAACUCGCUCCUGUUCAAGUACGAGACCGACAUUGCCCGAACGAUUCGUGGUGUGUUUGGCGACAAGCUGGUGGUUCCUGCCGAGUUCUGCGCCGGUACACCGUACCAGGCGGAUGAGGUGCUUUCAUCGGCGGCGUGGGACCGACGCGCCAAGCGGCGCAAGCUGAUGAUGGACAAGCUCAUGUGGGACGAGAAGGAGGGCAUGUUCUUUGACUACGACUUCGUCAAGCAGGAGCGGUGCACGUACGAAACGGCGACGACAUUUUGGGCCAUGUGGGCGGGCAUCGCGUCGCCGAAGCAGGCUGCCGAGAUGGUGAAGAAAGGCUUGCCCAAGUUUGAGGCGUACGGCGGCCUUUUGGCCGGCACGGAAAAGUCGCGCGGCGAGAUCGGGCUGGAGCGGCCGAACCGACAGUGGGACUUCCCGUACGGAUGGGCGCCGCAGCAGAUGCUGGCGUGGACGGGGCUGCUGCGGUACAGCUUCACGGAGGAGGCGGAGCGGCUGGCGUACAAGUGGCUCUUUAUGAUCACCAAGGCGUUUGUCGACUUCAACGGCGUCGUGGUGGAAAAGUACGACGUGACCCGGCCGGUGGACCCACACCGAGUCGACGCCGAGUACGGCAACCAGGGCCUCGACUUCAAGGGCGUCGCCAAAGAGGGAUUCGGCUGGGUCAAUGCCAGUUACGUGUACGGACUGCAGAUUGUCGAUGCGCACAUGCGUCGCGCGCUGGGGACGCUGACGCCAUACCCGACGUUUAUCAAGGCCGUGGAGCAGAACAAGGAGAAGGCGCUGGCAGACUUUGCGCUGCCAUGA
Molecule: messenger RNA, 2217 nt
Organism: Purpureocillium lilacinum
Lineage: Eukaryota; Fungi; Ascomycota; Sordariomycetes; Hypocreales; Ophiocordycipitaceae
Product: alpha,alpha-trehalase nth1
Biological process (GO): trehalose catabolic process
Cellular component (GO): cytoplasm
Molecular function (GO): alpha,alpha-trehalase activity; calcium ion binding
Source: RefSeq, a predicted model, not a curated record